This is a messenger RNA of Numida meleagris (helmeted guineafowl), 1954 nucleotides long. It is a transcript of the gene CHRNA9, whose product is annotated as cholinergic receptor nicotinic alpha 9 subunit. Gene Ontology annotation, biological process: regulation of membrane potential; nervous system process; signal transduction. Gene Ontology annotation, cellular component: synapse; postsynaptic membrane; neuron projection. Gene Ontology annotation, molecular function: transmembrane signaling receptor activity; acetylcholine-gated monoatomic cation-selective channel activity. Lineage: Eukaryota; Metazoa; Chordata; Aves; Galliformes; Numididae. Bases 26 to 1486 code for a protein of 486 amino acids. The transcript has 5 exons. The record is from RefSeq and is a predicted model, not a curated record.
GAACAGUUUUAUUUAAGGUCCAGAAAUGAAGAGAAAUAGCCUGUCAUCCUUUUAUGUCUCUCUCUGGUUGCUGUUCACAGCCACGAUGCUUCAAGCUGUCGAAUCAGCCAAAGGGAAAUAUGCUCAGAUGCUGUUCAGUGAACUGUUUGAAGACUAUUCAAAUGCUCUAAGACCAGUGGAAGACACAGAUAAAGUGCUGAAUGUUACCCUUCAGAUAACAUUGUCCCAAAUUAAAGACAUGGAUGAAAGGAACCAAGUUUUGACAGCUUACUUAUGGAUUCGACAAAGCUGGUAUGAUGCAUACCUUAAAUGGGAUAAGGAUAAAUAUGAUGGAUUGGAUUCUAUCAGAAUUCCAAGCAAUUUGGUCUGGAGACCAGAUAUUGUCCUAUAUAACAAGGCUGAUGAUGACUUUUCAGAACCUGUGAAUACUAAUGUUGUGUUGAGAUAUGAUGGAAAAAUCACUUGGGACGCACCUGCUAUCACAAAAAGCUCAUGCGUAGUGGAUGUAUCUUAUUUUCCUUUUGACAGCCAGCAGUGCAACCUUACAUUUGGUUCCUGGACGUAUAAUGGUAAUCAGGUAGACAUCAUCAAUUCUCUUGAUAGUGGUGACCUUUCUGACUUUGUAGAAGACGUGGAAUGGGAGAUUCAUGGUAUGCCGGCAGUUAAGAAUGUAAUCACUUACGGCUGCUGCUCUGAGCCUUAUCCAGACGUAACAUUCACAUUGAUUUUGAAAAGGAAGUCAUCUUUCUACAUAUUUAAUCUUCUGCUUCCUUGCAUUUUGAUCUCUUUCCUCGCUCCACUGGGAUUCUAUCUCCCUGCAGACUCUGGAGAAAAGGUGUCUCUAGGUGUUACGGUUCUUCUUGCUCUGACUGUGUUCCAGCUGAUGGUUGCAGAGAUUAUGCCUCCCUCUGAAAACGUACCUUUGAUAGGCAAGUAUUACAUAGCAACUAUGACAAUGAUCACAGCCUCCACUGCGCUGACAAUCAUUAUAAUGAACAUCCAUCACUGUGGCUCAGAAGCAAAGCCUGUUCCACAGUGGGCCAGAGUGGUAAUCUUGGACUAUAUGUCAAAAAUUUUUUUUGUUUAUGAUGUAGGUGAAAAUUGUACCAGUCCGCAAAGAGAGAAGGAACAAGAACACAAGUUAGAGGGCGGAGACAUGUGUCUGGGGGGAGACAGAGAAAGAAAGAGUCACCUUUCCAAUAGAAAUGAUGACAGUGAUCUCAAGGAGACUCUGAAUGGAAAUUCAAAUAAAAGCUUUGGAGUCCCUGGUGAAAAUGUUAGGGAGAAUGUUAAUUGCUGUUCCUGUUACAAAAUGCUGAUUAAAAAUAUUGAGUAUAUUGCUAAUUGUGUUCGAGACCAUAAAGCAAACCGGGCCAAAGGAAUCGAGUGGAAAAAAGUAGCAAAGGUGAUGGACAGGUUUUUCAUGUGGAUUUUUUUUAUCAUGGUGUUUUUUAUGAGCGUGCUUAUCAUUGGGAAAGCAGCUUAGCUGCAGAUGAACAUGUUUUGUAGGUAUGAAUAUACUGAGUUAGCUCCUUUCUGUGGAGCUGUGGGGUAGGAGUGCUUUUGAGGUCUUUGUGUCUUCUGUUCUGUAACAAUGAACUAUUUCAGUAGGCUGCAAUGCAUGUUGAGAUGUUGCUCAACUGAGGGCCUUAUUAGUGACUUCAUUGCUUUUAGUAAGGGAGUGCAGCCCAGCUGGGGCUGCUGGUUAAGCAGUCUGUACUCCAUCUUGGUGAAUGGUGGCCAUGACUGCAGGCUGAUCAGGUGGAGCAUUGCAGUGAAGGAGCAGGCAUCCUAUCAGGGUGCACUGUAUUCAGAGGGCUGCAUCUCUGCACCUUGAAACUUAGCUGACCUUUUCUCUCUGCCAGAACGAAGUUGGGGUAUUUGCAAGAUCAUGACAGUUUCUGGAAUUUAUCCCUUCAUGUCAUUGCCUUGUUUUUUUUUACCCUUAUUUGGC